UCUCGCGGCACCGUGCUGGUGCAGGAUCGAUCACCGAUGGGCUGCGCCUGGUCGUCGUCGUCGCCGUCGCGUUCGCCGUCGAAUCGUGAGCAACGCGCCCAGGGGUACGAGGAGCCCGCCGUCCUCGCCGCCGAGACUUCCUUCACGGUGAACGAGGUGGAGGCGCUGUACGAGCUCUACAAGAAGCUCAGCUUCUCCAUCUUCAAGGACGGCCUCAUCCACAAGGAGGAGUUCCGGCUGGCCCUGUUCAGGAACAGCAAAGGGGCAAACCUCUUCGCGGACAGGGUGUUCGACCUCUUCGAUCUCAAGCGCAACGGGGUGAUCGAGUUCGGCGAGUUCGUGCGCUCGCUCAGCAUCUUCCACCCCAAAGCGCCUGAAUCUGACAAGACCGCGUUUGCAUUCAAGCUGUAUGAUCUGAGGGGGACAGGAUACAUCGAGAAAGAAGAGCUUCGGGAGAUGGUGGUGGCACUUCUUGAUGAGUCCGACCUAUGCCUCUCCGAUAGCGCCAUCGAGGAGAUUGUCGAUAAUACAUUCAGUCAAGCAGACUCGGAUGGUGAUGGCAGGAUAAACCCCAAGGAAUGGGAAGAGUUUGUCAACAAGAACCCGGCAUCGCUGAGGAACAUGUCACUGCCCUAUCUCCAGGACAUUACGACGACGUUUCCGAGCUUUGUAAUGCAUUCAGAAGUCGAAGAUUAUAGUGGAAUUAGCAAAUAAUAUGAAAGGCAUGGUUAUCGAUGCUAUAUGGUCCACUAAUUUCUAACCUAAGUCAGCAUUGAACACAUUUGGAGCCAAUGCAUUCAGAAGUGAGCUGCAAACAGAAUUUUUCCUGGAACUAAUAGGAGGAGCACAGAAGCAUCUACGUGAUCUUGACAUAAAGAUCAUAUCGUGAAAUACUUCAGAAGUGGGCCAUUUUCAUGCUAAAAUCAUUAUUAAGGAUCAAAACAGUGAUUGUGGCCCAUCCAGGCGACAGACACAGAGGGGCUAUAGAAACAAUUCUUUGAAUGACAGAAUAGACCGUUAGAUUGAAGAUAGAUGGCUCAGAUUCGAACGGAAGGAUCUAUGUGCAUAGAUACAUCUCCACCAACAAGUUACAAAGCAUAUGUUUUCAGUAAUGCUAAUUGGCGAAUGUUCGGUUGGGGUGGGGGGAGGACUCCCAGCGAAUGUCUUCAAGGAAGCAUUGUUUCAUUAGAACAGACAACCAACAAUGUUUCUUUUGAUAUCAAUAUGAACUUAGGAAACAUUGUGUUAUCAGUGACUUGAAGGAAGCAAGAAGUUGUGGCGCAUUUAAAACAUGUUGUAUGAACGGAUGAAGUAUGAAAACUAUCUUAUGUUUGGUUAUAAGAAAAUCA
This is a messenger RNA of Hordeum vulgare subsp. vulgare (domesticated barley), 1349 nucleotides long. RefSeq names its product calcineurin B-like protein 4. NCBI's taxonomy places the organism in Eukaryota, Viridiplantae, Streptophyta, Magnoliopsida, Poales, Poaceae. Bases 37 to 714 code for a protein of 225 amino acids. The record is from RefSeq and is a predicted model, not a curated record. The transcript has 7 exons. Gene Ontology annotation, molecular function: calcium ion binding; kinase binding. Gene Ontology annotation, biological process: calcium-mediated signaling.